Messenger RNA from Silurus meridionalis, 2435 nucleotides. It is a transcript of the gene slc60a1a, whose product is annotated as major facilitator superfamily domain containing 4Aa. The coding region runs from base 407 to 1966 and encodes 519 amino acids. The transcript is spliced from 10 exons. NCBI's taxonomy places the organism in Eukaryota, Metazoa, Chordata, Actinopteri, Siluriformes, Siluridae. The record is from RefSeq and is a predicted model, not a curated record.
UUUCUUAUUCUUCCUUUUUCUUCUUUAACAUCUCCUCCACCUCUUCCUCCUUUCUUCUUCUUCUCCUCUUUCAUCCGUUCACACCUGACUCAGUUCACCUGUUAGUUAAGUCCAGGGUUGCCAGAUUGGAGCAAUUUGCAACCGCCUAUAUGUGACAUCAGUGAGGAAAAGUUUCCGCUUAGUGCUUUAGUAAAACAGCGAUAAUUAGGCAACCCGUGGUAAAGUUUGGUGUAAAAUAAAGGCAGCGUGGGAGGAUGCAGUGGGAGGAUCAUGUCGACGUUUGAACACUUUCCAAACUCCUGCAUGCUCACGUGCGUGUCAGGCUCACCAGCGGGAGAGAGAGAGAGAGCGCGCGCGCGCACACGCCACUCACCCGCCACACGCAGCGCCGCACACGCACAGCGCGAUGGAGCGGGAGAGGAGCUGGAAGGCGGUGCAGAACGUGAUGAGAUCCCGGAGCUGCGCGCUGUUCCGCGGCCACUGGCAGCCCACGCUCACCUACUGGAGCGCGUUUUUCAGCUUCGGCCUGUGCCUGGCCCUGCUCGGCCCCACCGUGCUCGACCUCCGCUGCCAGACGCGCUCCACCCUGCAGCAGGUCACCCUCGCCUUCUUCGCGCAGCAGUUCUGCCUGUUCCUGGGAAGCUUCGUGGGCGGAUUCUUCAGCAAGUCACUUUGCUCCUCUUUGUCGUCCCUCACUGCAUCCACCUUCAUCAUCUCCAUCGUCUUUGCCUUCAUCCCACUAUGCAGCAAUCUGCUAAUGCUGGUGACUGCCAUGGCAGUUACAGGCCUGGCCAUGGGGAUCAUCGAUACCAUCUCGAACCUUCAGCUGGUGAAGCUCUACCAGAAGGACUCCACUGUCUUCCUCCAGGUGCUGCACUUCUUUAUUGGUCUGGGGGCGUUGUUGAGCCCCCUCAUCGCUGACCCAUUUCUGUCAGAAACCGACUGCAUUUUAGGAAACUCCACCAACUCCUCAUCAACCAUGAGACACCUGAGGAACACGCUAUCUGGCAGGCACCUGCACAACGUGUCCCAAAUUUCUCUCGAUACCGAAGGUGAAGUGGUCACCAACGUGUCCUACGCCUUCUGGAUCAUGGCGUUCGUCAACCUUCCUGUGCCUAUCGCCGCUCUGGUCCUGAUGUACCGGGAGCACCUGCUCCCGUGUUGCCCCGAGCCGGGUCCUCGUCUCUUGGACAGGGAGCUGCACUCGGGCGCAGUAAGGAUGCAGAGUAGCUCGGAGAAGACCGACUUGAGCACCACAGAGCUGCAUGAACCUACAGGCCACAUGGACAUGCUCAACUGCAACUGCCUCAGCAAGCUGAAAGGACGUCCGCCAUCUUUCUUUGGCCUCCAUGUCUUCGGAGGGAUGGUGCUUUUUUUCUCAGAUGGCAUAGUGGGGUCAUACACAGGUUUCGUUUACACCUAUGCUGUGGCUCCUCCCAUGAGUCUGACCCACAAGAUGGCCGGCUACCUGACCAGCGUAUUCUGGGCAGCCAUCACGGUGGGGCGUCUGGCCUCCAUCCCGCUGUCUUACAGAGUCAAACUCGUUCGCUUGCUCGCGUUUAACCAGGUUGGAGUGAUAGUGACUCAGUUGCUUCUGCUCAUCCUCUACACGAACAGCACCUUUCUAUUCAUCGGAACCUGCUUCCUGGGUCUGUUCAUCAGCAGCAUCUACCCAUGCAUGCUGGCUUACACGGAAGAUCUCCUCGACUACAAAGGUUGUGCUACCACAGUCCUUGUGACCAGCGCUGGAAUGGGAGAGAUGCUCCUGCAGCUGCUGGUGGGGUCGGUGAUCAACACGUACGGCAGUUACAGCUUCAUGUUGUGUGGGAUGAUCUUCGGCUGCAUGGGCUUCACGUUAUUCCUGGCACUGCUUUUAGUGCAGCACAGACACCAAAAGUACUUGGCAGCUGCUUCCUGUGUCAUCGCUGAAGCAGAAAGGGCCAAGACUAACGAAGCUGAACACUAACUGCCACGGGGCCCCGGCAGAGUCCAAUCGGACCAAGAUGGCCACCAUGUUGUAGGAAAAACAUGGACCAGACGGAACGAAAGUCGUGGGGGUGUGAGGAUCUUCACAGCCUGAAGUGAUGGAACUUUGUAUAAGACCAGUCGUUCUAGUCAUUGAUGCGUGCAGGUAGAUGUAGUCGUACGCCGGGAGAAUUCAGGCCUUUAGCUUCCAGAUUCUGUUCUCAUUGCCAAAGUUUGAUCCUGUUUGGACGCGUUUGGUAUGCGAGUUGGGCUGAGACUUGUUUAAAGCUUCUAUGGAACCCUCUAGAAAGAACGGUUUACACUGUUUGCUUGUUUAUAUUUUUUUUGCAACCGAGUUCCGAAACUGUAAAUAAUUCAACAGUGUAAACGAACAAAUGCACCAUUUUUCAAUCCAGUUUAGUUACAAAUCCAAUGAAAGACAUCUGAAGAUUAAACUCUGAAUAAACCUA